AGUUCUUCAACGAAAACUGAUGUCUGAUUCUUCCAAAAUUUCCUUCAAUUUCGACAUCAGACAUGACAAAGAUUGAAGAUCUUGCCUUCAAUCCGUUCAUAUCUUCCGAGUAAUUGAACUUGCAGUGUGGUGAUCACAGGUAAAUUUCAAACCGAUAGUUUUUGUUUAUAAGUUAGACAAAUUGAUUAAUUAAGUUAAUGAAUUGAUUGAUGAUUGAAUCGAUUUAAGAAACAAUGAGCAAUGUAAGAGAUGAUUGCAGAACUGAAUGAAAUUCUCGAAAAUGAGGUUGUCGAUGAAAAUGGGUUGUGGAAGAAGAAGAUCACUGAGCAAUCCCUGAAGGUGUUUGAUCGUCUACCUGAAGCAAUUCAGGAACAGCUGAUUGCAACAUUAGACCAAAACAGAAAUGUCCAGGUAAUUGAUCAUGGCCAACUUUGUUUAUUAGUUAGACAAAUUGAUUAAGUAUGUUCAUGAACUGAUUGAUGAUUGAAUCGUUUUAAAAUUU
Molecule: messenger RNA, 502 nt
Organism: Arabidopsis lyrata subsp. lyrata
Lineage: Eukaryota; Viridiplantae; Streptophyta; Magnoliopsida; Brassicales; Brassicaceae
Product: pyrophosphate--fructose 6-phosphate 1-phosphotransferase subunit beta 1
Exons: 1
Coding region: 250-459 (69 amino acids)
Biological process (GO): photosynthesis; response to glucose
Cellular component (GO): cytosol
Molecular function (GO): diphosphate-fructose-6-phosphate 1-phosphotransferase activity
Source: RefSeq, a predicted model, not a curated record